AGAAAACAACAUUAAACACGCAUAUCGUCGCAGUACAGACCCGUCAGAGAAGAAGAGUGUCCGUCCGUCUGUCCAAUCUAUCGGAAAAUUAUCGGGACCGACACAAAAAAAAAUCGGUACGAUCGUGACCUGGUUGAACUUUCGACUUGACCUUUGUCCGUGAACAGCAUGUUGGCCGCAGUCAAAAAUUUCUUCACCCGCCACCGGAGGAAGUUUGUCGUGACCGGAAUUGUGCUGGGAAGUGGAGUGUUCCUGAUCAAAAUCAUCCAGUACAAGCUGCGCGAGUUCCAGGAGCGGCAGGCCAAAGAAAUAGCGGAGCGGUUCAAGCGGAUGCAGCACUACGAGUCGACCGAACGGACCUGCAAUCAGACGAUCGUGGGGUUGGCUCCGACGGUUUCGGAGAAGGCGCUGAAGAACUUGGGCACGGCGGAGAUACUGGAAAAGUUACGGUCUAAUCCGGAUAACAAGUUGGAGCUGUGGGAAGAGCUGAAGAUCUUGGCGUUUGCGCGGAUCGUGACGCUGGUGUACGCCUCUUCGAUGCUGGCGGUGACGCUGAAGACGCAGAUCAACCUGCUCGGAGGGUAUCUGUACAAGGAUACGGUUGAGCAGGACGACAAACAGGUCACGGUGGACAUCCAGACGACGUAUUUGUCGAUGAUCCAGCACUUUAUGGGUGAUGGGUUGGACGAACUGAUGGACACGAUCCGGAAGAACGUUACGACGGUGAUGCAGCGGUACAGUCUCAAGCAGCAGCUGACCCUGGCCGAUGCGGAGACGUUGUUUUGGUCCAUCCAGGUGGCGCUGAGUAGUGAAGACAACAGUCCAACCAAGUGCAUUGCCGGCUACACGCUCCCGAAGGAGAUCAACCGGAGCGACCUGCUGAGCAAGAUGUACGACGAAACGCUGGACGUUCUGGAGAGUGCCGAAGUGAGUGACGUGUGUUUGUCCAACAUUUCCAACGGAUUCUCGCUGAUUGUCGACAAGCUGGCCGAGUACUAUGCCGAGGCGGAACCAGCGGUCACGCAGCAGAACGGAGCAUCGUCGAAGGCGGCCCUGAACGUGGUGGCGGCGGAUUGUGGCGUUUCCAACAUUAACAAUAUUAAAAUUUCACUCGCCAAGCUCAUCCCGAUCGUCAACGGGCUCUCCUCGAAGGCCCUGGGCAGCUCAGCGGGUGGUGCCCCAGGAACCAAUGGGUUGACCAACGGGUUCGACCAGCACCGGAACGGGGACAUGAUGGCCUCGCUGGUGGCGCGCUUCAUGCAAACGGAAAAGUUGAAAACUCUCGGCGUGAACGUCUACGAGACGUUUUGUCAGUAGGAGAUUUCUUUUUCUUUUCUAAACAAAAAUGUAACCUGAGACAGAAAAUUUAUAAACUGAAACAUUCUAUUAAAAACUAGAGCUAGGCUGUAUUCUCUUCUUCGAGGUUUAGGUGAGGCAAAUCAAUUUUAAAUAAGCGGCAGCGAAAGGGAUAGCGAUAUUAAACUGUAUUACAUUGUGUAAACGAGAAUAAAGGCACAUUCAAUGCUUUU
Culex pipiens pallens (northern house mosquito) is the source of this 1529-nucleotide messenger RNA. RefSeq names its product peroxisomal biogenesis factor 3 (gene Pex3). The record is from RefSeq and is a predicted model, not a curated record. NCBI's taxonomy places the organism in Eukaryota, Metazoa, Arthropoda, Insecta, Diptera, Culicidae. Gene Ontology annotation, molecular function: protein-macromolecule adaptor activity. The transcript has a single exon. Bases 169 to 1317 code for a protein of 382 amino acids. Gene Ontology annotation, cellular component: peroxisomal membrane. Gene Ontology annotation, biological process: protein import into peroxisome membrane.